Staurois parvus is the source of this 286-nucleotide messenger RNA. NCBI's taxonomy places the organism in Eukaryota, Metazoa, Chordata, Amphibia, Anura, Ranidae. The record is from the annotation of a GenBank genome assembly.
CAUUAACCACUUCUUGUCCGGCCCAUGUACAAUAACGGCCGGGCAGGAGUAGUGCAGGAGUUGGAUGUCGUUCAUAAAUGGCACCCGCAUUUACAGCCUGUGCGUGCUCCCUAGGACACAGUGGAACACCGAUCGCUGUACGGGACCUCUGUGUGAGGUCCCCGAUCAUGUGAUCACUGAUUGGCCAAUCAGUGAUCACUUCCUGACAUCAUUGCUUGCUACUUGUGAAAUCUGUGACCACAGAGGUCACAUGGUACAAGGCUAUUCACAACAACCUUGUACCAUG